ACAUGUAUAAUAGAUCAUACAUAUAUGUAUAUAUCUAUACUUUAUACUGUAAUUGUGUAGUUCUAUAGUAUGAUAUUAUAGUACUAAAUACAUCUUAUAAAUAAUACUAUUUAACAGUUAGUAAACACUAGUCAUGGCUUAUCCAAAUACAAUGUAUGGUUCAACUAAUCCUGAAACACAAAUAAGUCCAGAAGUGCAGCAAUGGUUUAGUACUGUUGAUAGGGAUGGCAGUGGAAGAAUCACAGCUAUAGAAUUAAAAUCUGCAUUGGCAAAUGGACAAGGGGGUACAUUUUCAGAUACAGCUUGUAGGCUUAUGAUAGGAAUGUUUGACAAGGAAAAAAAUGGUACAAUAGAUUUAUUUGAAUUUCAAGCUCUUUAUAAUUAUAUUAAUGCAUGGCUAGGUGUCUUUCGUGGUUUUGAUCAUAAUAAUUCUGGAAGUAUACAAGAAAAUGAAUUAAGUACAGCUUUAACUCAAAUGGGAUAUAGAUUAAGUCCAAAAUUCAUUUCAUUUUUAAUAAAAAAAAGUGAUCCUAUUGGUCAUUCUACUAUCACUAUAGAUCAAUUUAUUGUAUUAUGUGUUCAAAUUCAGAGAUUUACAGAUGCUUUUCGAAUAAGAGAUAAUGAACAAACAGGAGUAAUCACUAUUGGAUUUGAAGAUUUUUUAGAAGUUGCACUUAAUUGUAGUGUAUAAUAAUUUUUUUUAUUAAAUUUAUAAUUAUAUUUAUUUUAAAAUACAAAAAUUAGUAGUAAUUUAA
Molecule: messenger RNA, 755 nt
Organism: Apis mellifera (honey bee)
Lineage: Eukaryota; Metazoa; Arthropoda; Insecta; Hymenoptera; Apidae
Gene: Pef
Product: peflin
Exons: 4
Coding region: 134-691 (185 amino acids)
Biological process (GO): COPII vesicle coat assembly
Molecular function (GO): calcium ion binding
Source: RefSeq, a predicted model, not a curated record